Messenger RNA from Tarenaya hassleriana, 1669 nucleotides. Its product is annotated as malate dehydrogenase, chloroplastic. Gene Ontology annotation, cellular component: cytoplasm; mitochondrion. The transcript has 2 exons. The record is from RefSeq and is a predicted model, not a curated record. Gene Ontology annotation, biological process: tricarboxylic acid cycle; malate metabolic process. Gene Ontology annotation, molecular function: L-malate dehydrogenase (NAD+) activity. The coding region runs from base 138 to 1367 and encodes 409 amino acids. NCBI's taxonomy places the organism in Eukaryota, Viridiplantae, Streptophyta, Magnoliopsida, Brassicales, Cleomaceae.
AAUGUAUUUUUUAAUUUUUUAAUCUUCCUUCACCUCACCUACUAAUCUCCUUGCAAGGGCCGCACCUGAGCCGGUGAACGCAGAGGAAAUCACAAGAAGCCCCUUCCAGAUCGAGAAGCUCUCUCCCGUAGGACAUAAUGGCGGCGGCAGCAGCGACAUCUACCUUUUCGGUUGGAUCAUCUGUUUCGUUUUCCCCUCGAGCAAGCUCAGUUGCUCAAUCCAAGACCCAAGCUGUGAAACUCAACCCUCAUAACUCGCUCCCUAGUUUCUGCGGUCUCAAAGCAGCGACAUCUCUGGCCUGUGGGCUGGAUUCCUCCUCCUUCACCAAGGCUCUGCGUGCUUCUAUUGCACCUAAAGCCCAAACAUCUGACAAAAAGCCGUACGGGCUUCAGAUCAAUGCCUCGUACAAAGUGGCCGUUCUUGGAGCUGGUGGAGGGAUAGGUCAGCCUUUGUCGCUUCUUAUCAAGAUGUCCCCUUUGGUCUCUGACCUUCACCUCUAUGAUAUAGCCAAUGUUAAGGGGGUUGCUGCUGAUUUGAGUCACUGCAACACCCCUUCUCGAGUUCUGGAUUUCACCGGAGCUGCUGAGUUGGCAAAUUGUUUGAAAGAUGUGGAUGUGGUUGUUAUCCCGGCUGGAGUUCCAAGAAAACCCGGUAUGACCCGUGAUGAUCUCUUCAACAUCAAUGCCGGCAUCGUGAAAACCUUGGUUGAGGCUGUUGCUGAUAACUGCCCUAAUGCCUUUAUCCACAUAAUCAGCAACCCGGUUAACUCCACAGUACCGAUAGCCGCGGAAGUUUUGAAACAGAAAGGUGUCUAUGAUCCCAAGAAACUCUUUGGUGUCACCACUCUGGAUGUUGUGAGGGCAAACACAUUUGUUGCUCAGAAAAAGAACCUUAAACUCAUAGAUGUGGAUGUUCCAGUUAUCGGUGGCCAUGCCGGGAUCACGAUUCUGCCCCUUCUCUCGAAAACCAAACCGUCUGUCAACUUCACCGAUGGAGAAGUGGAAGAGCUGACAGUUAGGAUCCAAAAUGCUGGGACUGAAGUUGUGGAAGCAAAAGCUGGUGCAGGAUCAGCCACCUUGUCAAUGGCAUAUGCUGCAGCCAGAUUUGUCGAGUCAUCUCUCCGUGCUCUGGAUGGAGAUGGAGACGUUUACGAAUGCUCGUUUGUGGAGUCGAGUCUGACUGAACUUCCCUUCUUUGCAUCACGGAUCAAGCUUGGGAAGAACGGUGUUGAGGCUGUGAUCGAGUCUGACUUCCAGGGACUGACCGAGUAUGAGCAGAAGGCUCUGGAAGGUCUUAAGCCGGAACUGAAGGCCAGCAUCGAGAAGGGUAUCUCAUUCGUUAACAAGCCAACUGUUGCGGCAAACUAAACCGGGAUGGAUGCCUGACAGAGCCCGGUAACAUUUUUCUUCUGAUCAGUUCAAGUUUCUUUCGCGUUUUUUGUUUCCUAUGAGUCUUCUUCCUUCGAUCAGAUCGACGGUUGGUGUUGUAGAAUAAAGAAUGUAGAUUCAGGACCGAGGAAUUGUCUCGUCUGAGACAGUUUCGAGAUUUUGAAACAACAGCUUUUGCAAGUGUUUCGUUUUCCCGUGAUCCUCAACUGCUGAUCGGAUCUGUCGGAGCACUCCGUAAUUGUCGUCUACUGCAAACUCGAUAAUGAUUUUAAGUUUAACCA